Chrysochloris asiatica (Cape golden mole) is the source of this 954-nucleotide messenger RNA. It is a transcript of the gene TPSG1, whose product is annotated as tryptase gamma 1. Gene Ontology annotation, biological process: proteolysis. The coding region runs from base 1 to 954 and encodes 317 amino acids. The transcript has 6 exons. Gene Ontology annotation, molecular function: serine-type endopeptidase activity. The record is from RefSeq and is a predicted model, not a curated record. NCBI's taxonomy places the organism in Eukaryota, Metazoa, Chordata, Mammalia, Afrosoricida, Chrysochloridae.
AUGGCCCUUGGGCCCCGAUGCCUCCUGCUACUCCUGACUCUGCAUGGCAUCUCUGGAAAGGUUCUGCAUGCAGGGUGUGGCCAGUCCCAGGUUUCAGCGACCUGGGGCCGCAUUGUGGGGGGCCACCCAGCCCAGGCAGGGGCGUGGCCGUGGCAGAGUAGCCUGCGCAGACGGAACGUGCAUGUGUGUGGAGGGGCCCUGAUCAGUUCCCAGUGGGUGCUCACGGCUGCCCACUGCUUCUCAGAGUCCCUGAACGCGUCUGACUACCAGAUCCACCUAGGGGAGCUGAGGAUCACUCUGUCUCCCAGAUUCUACACUGUGAGGCAGAUCCUCCUCUACUCAGGCCGCCCUGGACCGCCGGGCACCCGUGGAGACAUUGCCCUCGUGCAGCUGAACACUUCGGCCCUCCUCUCCCGAUGGGUCCUGCCCAUCUGUCUACCUGAGGACUCAGCCACCUUCUGGCCUGGGAUGCGCUGCUGGGUGACCGGCUGGGGUUACACACAGGAGGGAGAGCCUCUGCCACCCCCGUACAGCCUGCAGGAGGUAGAAGUCUCGAUUGUGGACAUGGAGGCCUGCAGGCAGGACUACAACAACACAGGUGGUACCAUCCAGUCGGACAUGCUGUGUGCUCAGGGCCCCGGAGAUGCCUGCCAGGACAACUCCGGAGGACCACUGGUCUGUCAGGUGGAUGGCAUCUGGCUGCAGGCAGGUGUGGUCAGCUGGGGUGAGGGCUGUGGUCGCCCCAACCGCCCUGGCGUCUACACCCUCGUCCCUGCCUAUGUGAACUGGAUUCACCUCCACAUCCUGGCAGCGAGGGAGUCAGGGCUGGCCCCCCUGCCUCUUGUGGCCAGCUUCUUCCUCCCCGGACUCUUCCUCCUCCUCAUCUCCUGUGUGCUGGUGGCCAAAUGCUCUCUGUACAGAGCCCCCUCCUCCCCUCUAACGUCUGAUCUUUAA